This is a messenger RNA of Strongylocentrotus purpuratus (purple sea urchin), 2233 nucleotides long. Its product is annotated as microfibril-associated glycoprotein 4. Lineage: Eukaryota; Metazoa; Echinodermata; Echinoidea; Camarodonta; Strongylocentrotidae. The record is from RefSeq and is a predicted model, not a curated record. The coding region runs from base 35 to 1186 and encodes 383 amino acids. The transcript has 5 exons.
CUACACAAAAAACACUGUUAGGCAGUAUUCCAAGAUGGCAAGCUAUCUACAAGCUCCCCAUCUUAGAUGGACAUCGUACAUCGUCAUCAUCCUGUCCGUCAUCACGAGGAUCAGCCAUGGCUCAACCUGCACCUCCUCAUACGCUUACAUGCAGAGUGACACGGAAUCGGAUCGGGAUAUGAUGCUUGAUAAUCAUCUAGCGAGAAAUAUCACAGGAGUACGAUCUCCGGGAGAAUGUCUGACGAUAUGCCUACGACAUGGUGCCGAGUGCCAGUCCAUCAACUUUGCGUCGGACCUCCAACUGUGUCACGUCAAUGACGCAACGAAAUCCAGUUACGCCAAUGAUUUUGUAUCUAGUGAUGGUUUCAAUUAUUACGAACCCUCAUCUUCGUCGCAUUGGCUGGAUACUCAAGUAUACUGCAGUGAUGCCGAUGAUACAUGUCACAAUGGAGCUACCUGUACGGAGUAUUGCCAUCCUCCCUGGUUCAAAUGCGACUGCCCUUCAGACUUCAUGGGAGAACACUGCACACUUUCGGUGCAUUAUGAUGGCAUAGCCUCCACGUGCAAGGAGUAUUACGAUGCUGGUCAUACUACUAGCGGAGUGUUACAAAUCAACCCAGGCGGAUCAGGAGCUUUCGAUGUCUACUGUGAUAUGGACAAUGAUGGAGGCGGUUGGACAAUAUUCCAGAAACGAUUAGACGGUUCUGUGGAGUUCUAUCGGACAUGGUCGGACUAUGUGAAUGGGUUUGGUUCGGUCAGCGGGGAGUAUUGGCUGGGGCUUGAGAAGAUAUACCGUCUGGCUUCAGGCACUGUGAAUCUGCGAAUAGACUUGCAAGAUUGGAGCAACACCUGGUAUUACGCCAGAUACUACUAUUACAGCCACGCUAGCAACGACCAUUACCGGGGCUACUUCUGGGGUUACUAUGGAGAUGCUAGUGAUUCGUUGUCCUACCACAAUGGCGCGCAGUUCUCGACCUAUGACGCAGAUCACGACUCGUGGGGCAGUAACUGUGCCUACAGUUACCACGGUGCAUGGUGGUACAAUGCAUGUUUUCAUAGUAAUCUUAACGCUUACUAUGUGGAUGGAGGAACCGCAUCGAAUUCUGAUGCUAAUUCGGCUUCUUGGUACCAUCUUCAUGGAUAUAACUAUGGUAUGAUGCGGACCGAAAUGAAAGUGCGCAGUUAGGAUGUACACCAGUUGUACUAUUUAUCUCUCCUCCACGACAUUGAUUUGUUCACAGACACCCCUAAUCAAAAACAUUCUUAAUAAAUUGGUCACUAUAGCUUUCUUAUAUAAUUAGAACGUCAAAUUGGAAAUUAAAGUAGGAUCUAAAUCGACUUCGGAGACCUACGGGAUGUCUCGCUGUUCAAUAUUUAUUUAUGAUGAUUUUGAUCUUACUCUAGUAGAGUGAAGUUAAUAUCUCUCUUUGGAUCGGUUGUUUACCAAUACCGUACAUGCUUUAUAUAAAUAAACGUUGAUAAAGCGAUAGUAAGUUGUACUUUGAUCUUUUGAUGUCACUUUUCACCAUGUUCAGCCGCAGACUAAUCUGAUAAAGACGAUAUCAUACUACAUGUACAUGCUAAUUAACCUUGAUGGGUGAUAGAGGUUUCUCUAAAGAGAUUCAUGAAUAGUCAUUGAAAGGCCCUGUAAUAUAUGAUACGGUAUUAUUGAUUUAAUCUCCCCACACUUAAUCUCCUCUCAUCAAAUGUAUAUCUAUAAUCAAUAAUACACUACAAUCAAUCUAAAGCGAUGGGUAGAUUUUUUUUUAAAUACCUCAGUAUAGUCAUUAUAUGUAGCGACAAUAGAUAUGUAAUAGAUUUCUGCUUUUUUAUAAGUCGUGUGUAUGUUGGAGGGCGCGAGACACACACAUCUUUCUGGCAUGUUUAUCAAAAAGAGAUAACGCAGGUAAUAUAUCUAAUAAAUACAAUUCUUAUACCAUUUCCAUUCCAUGAGUAAAAACUUCGAAACACAUACAAAGAAACCUAAAUAACACAAUAUCUUAACGGAGAGUACGUGUAAAUAUGUAGAGUAUAAUUGUAAAUACAUUAAUAUCUUAUAUUUCUUUUAGAUUAUACCUCUGCACCAUUUUUUUAACGGAAUAUAUCAUUUUUGCUUCAAGCGCUGACAAGAAAAUAUCUUGAAAUCUUUGAAACAAGCAUAUAGUAAUGUUUAAUAUGUCAUUCUAUGUCAACUAAAGUGUUUUUGGAUUGAAUAAAAUGCAAUGUGAUAUAA